Molecule: messenger RNA, 1242 nt
Organism: Cotesia congregata
Lineage: Eukaryota; Metazoa; Arthropoda; Insecta; Hymenoptera; Braconidae
Source: the annotation of a GenBank genome assembly
UCACAAGAGAAGAAAGUGGUGGUGUACGGCCUCACGUCCUCGGCGCACGAGUUUACUCUCGGCGGUCGGCUUCGAUUUUCUCCGGGCGCGACGAUGAGUUGCCAAAGAAACGCUGGCAAGAUCACGGUGCCCGAAGACCUCAGGAAUAUACUACUUGAGUUUACGAUCAGUUAUCUUCUCGAGCAACCUGGCGACAUAAUUGAUUAUGCUGUUGAAUUUUUUACUCGUUUACGUGAUAAUCGACAAACAAUGUUGAUCCAAUCUAAUGCUACGUGUUCAUCAACACCCGACGAAUCUGUCGAGGAAGAGCCACCCGUUGGUAGAUUUGCUAUAAGGAGAAAAAGCGUCUUCGCAGAAACUUAUGAUCCAGAAGAAGAUGAAGAAGAUGAGGGUGCCAAGAUGGUGUAUCCAAAAAGCGACGAACAGCGGCAGAGGCUGAGCGAGAGCGUUAAAAAUAUUCUUCUAUUCCGUGCUCUCGAUAAGGAACAAAUGGCAGAUGUACUGGAUGCGAUGUUUGAAAAGAACGUCGAACCGGGAGAUUAUAUCAUACGUCAGGGCGAUGAUGGUGAUAAUUUUUACGUCAUUGAGAGAGGCAAGUUUGAGGUAUACGUUAAAGAUCCAUCAGGCAAGGAUAUGUUGAUCCACACGUACGAUAACGGCGGAGCAUUCGGAGAAUUGGCGCUUCUUUACAAUAUGCCACGUGCAGCAACUAUUAAAGCCUUCACGAAAGGCACACUGUGGGCCAUGGAUCGGCAAACAUUCCGACGUAUAUUGUUAAAGUCUGCAUACAAGAAACGUAAAAUGUACGAGAAUUUGAUCAACAAAGUCCCGAUGCUCAAGUCGCUCGAGACUUAUGAACGAAUGAAUCUCGCUGACGCAUUAGCUCCGAAGCAUUUCUCCGACGGCGAACAGAUUAUCCGUCAAGGUGAUAUGGCCGAUGGGAUGUACUUUGUCGAGGAUGGGCUUGUUAGGAUCACGAUUAUCGGUGAAAACGGUCGUGAGGUAGAGAUCAAUCGUGUACCCGCUGGUGGUUAUCUAGGUGAACUGGCUCUAGUCACACACAAGCCACGCGCUGCCUCUGCAUACGCAGUUGGAAAUGUCAAGCUUGCCUUUUUGGACGUCGAGGCUUUUGAACGGCUGCUUGGUCCUUGUAUGGAAUUGAUGAAGCGCAAUAUCGACGACUAUGAAGAUCAAUUAAUAAAGAUAUUUGGCAGUAAAACUGACAUCUCCGACAUCCGAUGA